Messenger RNA from Tachysurus fulvidraco (yellow catfish), 939 nucleotides. RefSeq names its product heat shock factor protein 5-like. The record is from RefSeq and is a predicted model, not a curated record. Bases 115 to 858 code for a protein of 247 amino acids. NCBI's taxonomy places the organism in Eukaryota, Metazoa, Chordata, Actinopteri, Siluriformes, Bagridae. Gene Ontology annotation, biological process: regulation of DNA-templated transcription. Gene Ontology annotation, molecular function: DNA-binding transcription factor activity; sequence-specific DNA binding. The transcript has 6 exons.
UUGGUCAGAUCCAAGCGCACGCACAUUCAAUAUUCUAAAAUUCGGCGACUCCACUUGUUUAUAUUUGAAUGUAAAGUCCCGAGUGCUUAAGAGUUUCUGUUUAAACUUGUGAUCAUGAGCGGAAACAAAGUUUCGACAGAAGGAGCUGCGAUGGAAGUCCGGAUUAACUACAGAAACUUUCCCAGCAACCUGUCGCAUUUGGUGACUGAUCCUCAGAUCUGUUCAAUCUGCUGGGAUGAUACUGGGGAAGGAAUACUGAUCUGUCCGGAGGCCUUCAAAGCUGAAGUGCUAUCUACAGCCAACAAGAAGAAGAACAAGUACUUCAGAACGGCAAAUUUCAUCAGUUUUGUUCGCCAGCUAAACCUGUACGGCUUCAGAAAAGUGUGCCCGGACUAUAAGAUCUCUUUGACGCAAGUCAGCUUCAUACAGCACUUUUACAACCCCGACUUCAAACAGGUGAACCCAGAGCUUCUGGUCAACCUAAAGCGACUCACGCCUUCCAACAGGUCCAAGCUUGCCGCCGGGCCAGAAGUGUCCAAGCAGUCGAGUCCUUCCCAUGAUCCGAUGCUGAAUUCACCAGAGAACUCUACUGUUGUCGAGAAUCAUUGCUGUAUCCCGGGCUCCUUGGAUUCAAACAUGACCUGCUCCCAACAAGAAGCUGCCUCUGGCGCUCCUUGUGGCUAUUAUCCUGACUACUCAUUUAGCCAAAUCCUGCACACUGUCCAGGAUCCAAAGUGGCAAUCAGCUGAUGCUCCAGAUCCAAGGAAGAGUCACGUGAACCUGGAUACUGUAUUCGAUGUGGAAUACGAAAUGCAGGCUGCUGCGUUGUUCACUCUGCUUACCAAUGUCAACUUAUAAUAAAGACAGUUAAUUAUCAAAGCCAUCUCUUGUAUUUUUCUAAACCAUUUCUUUAAUAAAAACACAUGAAACAUGACAAUA